Messenger RNA from Piliocolobus tephrosceles (Ugandan red Colobus), 3944 nucleotides. RefSeq names its product transforming growth factor beta regulator 1 (gene FYRD1). NCBI's taxonomy places the organism in Eukaryota, Metazoa, Chordata, Mammalia, Primates, Cercopithecidae. Gene Ontology annotation, cellular component: nucleus. Gene Ontology annotation, biological process: regulation of cell cycle. The transcript is spliced from 9 exons. Bases 246 to 1523 code for a protein of 425 amino acids. The record is from RefSeq and is a predicted model, not a curated record.
AACUUCCGGGAAGAGUUUACUUCCAAGACAGACACGGAAGUGCUGGGAGGCGCCGGGCGCUGGGAGCCGGUUCGGUUGCGUGUGUCUCUGGCCCUGCGGUCAACCCUGGGAACGUCCCGGAGAGCUAGAUUCCUAGAGGCACGAUUCCGCUAGCCCCGAACAGACUAAGCCAGCGCUCCUGCCCGCUCCCCGACUUAGGAUCCGAUGCCGGCAGCGUCCUGGGGCCCCCGUAGCGGGGCUGGACCAUGAGCCUGCUGGACGGCCUCCCCUCCUCCCCGCGGGCUCUGCUGCAGUCCAGCAAGGCCAGGAUGAAAAAGCUCCCGAAGAAGAGCCAGAACGAGAAGUACCGGCUGAAGUACCUGCGGCUGCGCAAAGCGGCCAAGGCCACUGUGUUUGAAAAUGCUGCUAUUUGUGAUGAAAUUGCUCGUCUUGAAGAAAAAUUUCUUAAAGCAAAAGAAGAAAGAAGGUACUUGCUAAAGAAGCUCCUCCAGCUUCAGGCCCUAACUGAAGGGGAAGUACAGGCUGCAGCUCCUUCCCACAGUUCCAGUUUGCCCCUGACUUACGGUGUGGCCAGCUCUGUGGGAACUAUACAGGGAGCUGGGCCUAUUUCAGGGCCCAGCACUGGGGCUGAGGAACCAUUUGGGAAGAAAUCGAAGAAGGAGAAAAAAGAAAAAGGCAAAGAGAACAACAAACUGGAAGUUCUGAAGAAAACAUGCAAGAAAAAGAAAAUGGAGGGAGGUGCUCGCAAGCUGGUUCAGCCCAUUGCCCUGGAUCCCUCAGGACGGCCUGUGUUCCCCAUCGGACUAGGGGGUCUAACAGUAUAUAGCCUGGGGGAGAUCAUCACCGACCGACCUGGCUUUCAUGAUGAGAGUGCCAUCUACCCUGUGGGCUACUGCAGUACUCGAAUAUAUGCCAGCAUGAAGUGCCCAGACCAGAAGUGUCUAUAUACCUGUCAUAUCAAGGAUGGUGGUGUGCAGCCUCAGUUUGAAAUUGUUCCUGAAGAUGACCCCCAGAAUGCCGUCGUCAGCUCUUCUGCAGAUGCUUGUCAUGCAGAACUGCUCAGGACUAUAAGUGCUACUGUGGGGAAACUAAUGCCUAACCUGCUUCCAGCUGGAGCUGACUUUUUUGGGUUUUCUCAUCCAGCCAUCCAAAACUUGAUCCAGAGCUGUCCAGGAGCUCGAAAAUGCAUCAAUUACCAGUGGGUGAAAUUUGAUGUGUGCAAACCUGGAGACGGGCAGCUACCUGCGGGGCUGCCAGAGAAUGAUGCAGCUAUGAGCUUUGAAGCCUUUCAGAGACAGACCUUUGAUGAAGAUCAGAAUGAUCCCCUUCUGCCAGGAUCCUUGGACCUCCCAGAGCUUCAGCCUGCAGCCUUUGUGUCUUCUUACCAGCCCAUGUACCUGACACAUGAACCCUUGGUAGAUACUCACCUGCAGCACUUGAAGUCUCCAUCACAGGGUAGCCCAAUUCAGUCUUCAGAUGGAACAAGAAGGGAUCAGAUGCCACGUCAUUUUCAUCGUGAUUAAUUUAACUUAAACUAAAAUUUUGGGUAUAUGGAAGAAGGCAGCAAUUCAGAAGUAAAGAAGAUAUUCACAUAUUUCAUCCUGGAGGGUCCUGUGGUGACGGUUUUCCCUGGGAAAAAUUUCAGCUGCUUUAUUUUUAGUAAUAAAUUUCUCUUGUCAAUUCUGUUUAUUUUCAUCUCGUUGUAAUCAGGAUAUAAUCUUUUUUGCUUAGCUCUGCCUGAGGUAGAGUCAACUUCAGCCUCUUAUAAACAAGAGUGAUAGAGAGCUGCUGUCUAGUCUAUUCAGGCUGCUACAACAAAUACCAUACACAGAGUGGUUUAUAAAUAACAUGAAUGUAUUUCUCAUAGUUCUGGCUGCUGGGAAGUCCAAGUUCAAGGUGCUGGCAGAUUCAACGUCUGGUGAGGGCCCACUUCCUAGUUCUUAGACAGCCGUCUUCCUGCCGUGUCCUCACGUAAAGGCAGCUCUCCAGGGUCUCUUUUAUAAGAGCACUAAGCCCGUUCAUGAAGGUCUGCCCUCGUGACCUAAUCACCUCCCAAAGGCCCCACCUCCCCAUACCAUCACAUUGGGGGUUAGGAUUUAACUUACGAAUUUUGGGGAGAUAUAAACAUUUAAGUCUAUAGCAGCAGCUAACGAGGGAGAUAGGGAGAUUCUGACAAACUUCUACUCUUGAUUCUGAUCCUAAUUCAAGGAAUAUCAAGUCCCAGCCCCUGCAGCCCAGGCUGCUGCUUUAUUUUCAUGUCAGUAUCAUCAAAAUCCAAUCUUCUGCUUAAACUCAAGAUGGAAAGUCCAGUCUGAGGUACGCUGUUCAUCUUUUUCUUCACAUUUUGCACAUCCUUCUUUAACCCUUCAUUAUCGCACCUCAGAGAAUGUGCUUUUUAAAGCUCAAUACAUUGAAACCAUAUGAUAACACAAAUUCACAUAUAAUUGGGGGUGAGUCCCAUCCUCUGUAACAGACUUAGUCCUGUCUUUUCAUUAGCCAUGUAGUAAUAUAACUCCAUGUUCCAUGCAAGUGGAUUUGUGGCCCCUGUUAAUAGCAUUAAGGUAGAGGUUUACUGUAUCACCUAACAACUCAGCACUACCUGUGGGACGCCUUAGGCACCCAUCACCACGUUGCCAAGGGCUGUGUGGAGAGGGAGGGACAAAAGGACCCAGAAGUAGAAGAAUGGGGAUGGAGUGGUGAGAAUGAAAUGGUUAAUGCACUACCAUUCAUAAUUGCCAACUGAGGACAACACAAAUGGGAUUGGCGUUUUAUAGUAAUAAAUCUGACCGGCAGAGGGAGGGAUCCGGCAGCAGUGUUUAAAGCACGCCACACUGGCCAGUGUAAACUCAGAAGCUAAGUUAACCGGUAUCUUAUGAUUUUGAGUAUAGUUUUUUUAUAAGUUAUAUACAUUUUACAAUGUAAAAGAAACAACAUUUGUAUAUUAGCGAAUCGGGUGGGAAGGGGAUUGCUUAAAAUGUUAAUGUGUUUUUCUUGCGCAUACUGGCACUUAACACAGAAAUGAUACAUGCUGCUUUUUUCAUAUAACAAAUAUUUUCCCACUAUUACAGCCUGAGUAAUACCCAUAUUAAAAGAGCCUCAUUUUAGAAAGACAUUUACAAUUUUUGGAAUGCAUCACAUGGAGAAAGGUUGAAACUGUUUUUUCAACUAUAAUGCGUAUACAACUACAGUGUGUACGUACACCACAUAUACAUAUACUUGUAUAGAGAUAUGUGUAAAAUGUUUUUACUAUGGAUCAUGGAUUUAAGAAACUUGAAAAGCCGGACACAGUGGCUCACACCUGUAAUCCCAGCACUUUGGGAGGCCCAGGCAGGUGGAUCACAAGGUCCGGAGAUGGAGACCAUCCUGGCUAACUCGGUGAAACCCCGUCUCUACUAAAAAUACAAAAAAUUAGCCAGAUGUGGUGGUGGGCACCUGUAGUCCCAGCUACUCGGGAGGCUGAGGCAGGAGAAUCACUUGAACCUGGGAGGCAGAGGUUGCAGUGAGCUGAGACCGUGCGUGCCACUGCACUCCAGCCUGGGCGACAGAGCAAAACUCCAUCUCAAAAAUAAAUAAAUAAAUUGAAAAACACUGCCAUAGUAUACUUAAACUAUCUUUUCAUCUGUCAGAUUGUUAACGAUUUUUUUUUAUUUUAGCAACAUCCAGUGUCAAUGAGGGUGAGGGAACAAAAGGACUUCCUUGGUGAGAAUGUAAGUUGUUUAAUCCUUUGGGAGAGUUAAGCUGUAGAUAUCAAAAUUUUAAAUAUAUAUUUAUCCCCUUCCACGUUAAGGACCCUAAGAAAUAGUAUGUGGUAUGGACGAGUGUGGUGUGAUGUUUGCAUGUGAUAUUCAUUACAGUAUUAUUUUAAUAGUAGAAAAUUGUUAAAAAAUCUAUAUGUCCAUUAAUAGGAAAUUGGUUAAAUAAAAUGAGGCUUCCACAAACUGAAA